Trifolium pratense (red clover) is the source of this 2664-nucleotide messenger RNA. RefSeq names its product prostaglandin reductase-3. Bases 515 to 2416 code for a protein of 633 amino acids. Gene Ontology annotation, cellular component: mitochondrion. Gene Ontology annotation, molecular function: zinc ion binding; oxidoreductase activity. NCBI's taxonomy places the organism in Eukaryota, Viridiplantae, Streptophyta, Magnoliopsida, Fabales, Fabaceae. The transcript has 18 exons. The record is from RefSeq and is a predicted model, not a curated record.
AAGUUUAUGAUUUACAUUGAUUGGUAUCAAAAGAUGAGAGAGAGCAUGUGUGGGAGUAUGAUCCCACCAAAUCGCAAAUUGGUAAAUGGUAAUUAAAUUUGGUAAUAACAUGACAUUAUCACUGCAGAUUGUAGAGUACUACAUAAUAUUUGUCCUUAUCCUUUCAUUCAUUGAUUCAUGACGCAACGCAAGUCAAACACCGGCAAGUUGAUUAUAUUAUAUUACGCGAAGAACGAGAUAACAAAUAUUUUCGCUAUUUUCAUUUCGACGAAAACAAAGAACAAAUUUUUGAGACUCAUCAUCCAUCAUCAUUUAUCGCUUUCCUUAUUAAAGUAGUUUAUUUUAUUAUAAAAAGAUAAUAAUCAAACAUAAAUAGAACAAGAUUAUUUCCACCCGAAAUCCGAUUCUUAAUUAUUGAAUUGUCGCUUUAUAACAACAUACUACACUUACUCUGUUAUCGAUCUCAUCGUUUUCAACAAAAUACUUGAUAUCUAACACCACCAAAAGAACGAUAAUGGAGAUCAAAGCUGGUUUAUCAGCACUUGUCACUGGUGGUGCUUCUGGAAUCGGUAAAGGUCUUGUCCUAGCUCUUGCAGAGAAGGGUGUAUUUAUCACAAUUGUUGAUUUUUCUGAAGAAAGGGGAAGACAAGUCGCGACCCUUGUUGAGAAAAUUAAUACCAAGUUUCAUCCUAAGUUAGAACAUCCAUCUGUCUUAUUUGUGAAAUGUGAUGUUACCAACUCAAGGGAUCUAGCGGCUGCAUUUGAGAAGCACGUUUCAACAUUUGGAGGACUAGACAUUUGUAUUGCUAGUGCAGGGAUUAGUAACCCUAUACCAUUCGAUAAGGAUGAUACGGAUGGCACUCGUUCAUGGAGACACACUCUUAAUGUGAAUUUUAUUGCAGUUUUAGACACCACCCGCCUUGCGACUAAAACCAUGGAAGCUUUGAAAAGGCCUGGCACGAUCAUCAAUCUGGGUUCUGCUUCUGGUCUUUAUCCAAUGUAUUUCGACCCUAUCUAUAGUGGUUCUAAAGGUGGUGUUGUUAUGUUUACUAGGGCACUUCGUUUUUACAAACGUAAAGGAAUCAGAGUCAAUGUGCUUUGCCCUGAGUUUGUUGAAACUGAGAUGGGCUUAAUGGUGGAUCCCAAAUUCAUUGGUAUGAUGGGGGGCUUUGUACCUAUGGAAAUGGUGGUGAAAGGUGCUUUUGAGCUCAUCACGGAUGAGAGCAAAGCUGGUCAUUGCUUAUGGAUUACUAAUCGUCGUGGUCUGGAGUACUGGCCCACCCCAUCAGAAGAAGAAAAGUACUCGAUACGUUCUACACGUUUCAGGAGAAGAGCUGAAUACAAAUCUCCAUCAAUUAAACUACCUGAGAGUUUUGAAAAAGUAGUUGUUCAUACCUUGAGUCACAACUUUCGGAAUGCUACUGGCAUAGUGAGAGCACCACUGAGAUUACCUAUCAAACCAAAUCAUGUUCUUGUGAAGAUAAUUUAUGCUGGUGUAAAUGCUAGUGAUGUAAAUUUUAGUUCAGGACGCUAUUUUGGUGGCAAUAACAAGGAGACUGCAGCUCGUCUUCCAUUUGAUGCAGGAUUUGAGGCCGUGGGAAUAAUUGCAGCAGUUGGGGAUUCUGUCACUGACUUGAAAGUUGGCUUGCCUUGUGCUUUCAUGACUUUUGGAGGCUAUGCUGAAUUCACAAUGAUUCCUUCAAAAUACGCUCUUCCAGUGCCUAGACCAGAUCCAGAAGGUGUUGCCAUGCUUACAUCAGGAUUAACAGCUUCAAUUGCUCUCGACAAGGCAGGACAGAUGGAAUCUGGAAAAGUUGUCCUUGUUACUGCUGCGGCAGGAGGAACCGGUCAAUUUGCUGUUCAGCUUGCAAAAUUAGCAGGUAAUACCGUGGUUGCCACUUGUGGUGGUGGGGAAAAGGCCAAGCUUCUGAAAGAAUUGGGUGUUGACAGAGUCAUAGACUAUCGUAGUGAAGAUAUAAAAACGGUUCUAAAGAAAGAGUUCCCAAAAGGUAUUGACAUCAUCUAUGAGUCUGUUGGUGGUGACAUGUUAAAAUUGUGCUUGGAUGCUUUGGCAGUCCAUGGACGACUUAUUGUCAUUGGCAUGAUUUCUCAGUAUCAAGGAGAAGAUGGUUGGACACCGUCAAAAUAUCCUGGACUUUGUGAGAAGCUCUUGGCGAAGAGUCAAACUGUGGCUGGCUUUUUCCUGGUGCAAUAUAGUCACUUGUGGCAAGAACAUCUUGAUAGACUAUUUGAUGUUUACUCUAAGGGAAAACUAAAGGUUGCUGUGGAUCCAAAGAGAUUUCUAGGCCUGCAUUCUGUUGCAGAUGCUGUUGAGUAUCUCCAUUCAGGCAAAAGCGUUGGGAAGGUGGUUGUCUGUGUCGACCCAACCUUCGUUAAUCAAGUUGCCAAAUUAUGAGUCAGCACAUGUCAAAUACAGAAAGAAGUCAAGUUUUGAGCUCAUAGUUUAAAGAUUGUUCUAGAAUGUUACCGAAAAUAGUGCUGAAAUAUUCUCGAUGCUUUUUUAUUUUUGGAUUACUUGAAAGAAUAAUGCUCAAUUAUGUAUACCAUAUAUAGUACAGCUAUCAGCAGAACAAAACGAGAUAUCAUGUUCUUUCAUUUGUAUGUCUACAAAAUAAAUUAUAAGUCCUUUCAUUUGUAAAACUC